Molecule: messenger RNA, 2307 nt
Organism: Phragmites australis (common reed)
Lineage: Eukaryota; Viridiplantae; Streptophyta; Magnoliopsida; Poales; Poaceae
Exons: 5
Coding region: 1-2307 (768 amino acids)
Molecular function (GO): protein dimerization activity
Source: RefSeq, a predicted model, not a curated record
AUGCUUAGAAGAGCAUCGCCAACAAGGGAGCCACCACCAAGUGUCCGGGAUUACAAUGUUGCUUUAGCAAAAGCCCCUGUGCAACCGAGGAUUGACAUCGGGUCAUGGAGUGCCAAGGGAAAGAAAGCGAAGGAAGCUAUUGGUGUGGCAUGGUCCAAAUUUUUUCACACUUCAGGCAUUCCUGGCAGAAGGGCGGACGAUGCAUUCUUUAUCGCUGCAGUGAAAGAAACACAAAAAUGGGGCGAGGGUGUACCAUCUCCAACAGGGCGGGAUAUAGAUGGUAAGUAUCUGGACGAGAACGAAAAUGCUUUAAAGAAAAUAUUUGACAAGUGGAAGCUAGAAUGGCCAGAAUAUGGUGUUACUGUAAUGUGCGAUUCGUGGACGGGACCGACGCACAUGAGCAUUAUUAAUUUCCUCAUAUAUUGCAAUGGUCGUAUGUUUUUUCACAAGUCUGUUGAUGCGACCGGCUACAGUCAAGAUGCUAAAUAUUUGAAUAAGGAGAUAAGAGCAGUGGUAACUGAUUUAGGUCCAGAAAAUAUUGUACAGAUUGUGACUGAUAACGGGUCCAACUAUAAGAAGGCAUGCCAGGUUUUGAGAAGGGAAUAUCCUACUAUCGCGUGGCAGCCUUGUGUGGCACACACGAUAAAUUUAAUGUUGAAGUCGGUUGGCGAUUUUAGAGAACACGACAUUGUCAUCCAAAGUGCAAGGGCUAUAUCACGAUGGCUGUACAAUCAUUCGAAACUACAUGAAAUGAUGAAGGCAGCAAUUGGUGGAGAGUUGGUGAGGUGGAAUGCCACAAGAUUUGGAACUAACUACCUAUUUCUUGAUAGCUUUCUACGACGAAAGGACAGGUUCAUGCAAUGGAUGGCAUCUAGUGAGCUCCAGCAGUCUCGAUACAUUAGUUCUGAUAUUGGAAGAUAUGCACAUAGUUGCCUAUCCAGCUUACCAUGGUGGGACAAUCUAAAAAUUGUUGUUGAUUCCGUCCAGCCAUUGUAUGCAUUCCUCCGUUUUGCGGAUCAGGACAAAGUGCCAACAUUGAGUGAGGUGCUCCUGAGAUACACCAUUGUGAAGCAUGAGUAUGAAUCAUUGUAUAAGAAUGAUAGGGAUUCUUUGGAUAAGUACAUGGCAAUUGUCGAUCGUAGAAUGAAUGAUCUAGCCAAUGGGACAUACAUGAAUGCCGCGGCCGCUUUGAACCCCCGCACGCACUACGCGUAUGGCACAGGUCCAACCUUGUUCGAAGAUCUCCGUGAGGCAUUUGAGCGGCUGACUGAUGUUACUACUGCCGCGGAAGCACUUAUUGAGGCUGAAACGUAUCGGACAAAGUCUCUCUCAUUCUCAGGUCCUCUAGCUGCACGGAUGGCUUGUGACGGCAGGACUCAUCCAGGUACGAAGAUUUUUACAUAUCUAUCUGAGCCUCAUAUCACUAUACUUACUUUUCUGAGCCUCAUAUCACUAUACCUACUUGCAGCGCAAUGGUGGUCCAUGUUUGGUUCAUCUACACCUACACUAUCAAUGCUUGCUAGACGCCUAGUGUCACAGUGCGCCUCAUCUAGUGGUUGUGAGAGGAACUGGAGUACAUUUGCUUUCAUCCACACCAAAGUUCGCAACCGAUUAAGCUACAAGAAGCUCCAUAAGUUGGUGUAUGUCAACUACAACCUGAGAAUACAGAACAACUUGGAUGCAGGUAUCAGGUCAACUCUUGAUGAUGAUCCAUUUCAGCGGCUUAUGGAGCUCACAUUGAAUGAGGAUAACAAUCCGCUCCGGGACUGGAUGGAGACCGGGAGAUCAAAUGCAGCCCCUGAGCUUGACGAGGAGGACACAGAUAGCGACGUACCCUUGCCUACUCACCUGGUGACAGACACAGUGAACACACCUGACUUGCAACAAUGGGCUGCUACAACGGUUGGUGACACACACACGGGAAAGAGGAAGAAGCAAAUGACGCAAAGAAGGAAGAGCAAGAGGACUAAGGGCAAGGGCAAAAGACAAGUACAAAGCGAUGAGAGCACGAAUAGUGACCCAAAGAGCCCAACUUACCAAGAAUCGAAUGACAGCAGCUCAAAGACUGACAGCGGUGAUGAUGAUGGUCAGGGCGGUGAUGCUCAUCCAGGCCAAACAUCUGUCGUUCCUCCUGUGCAAUUCACUGGUGAGAGUCAGUUUUCACAUGCCACGCAAGAUCAGGAUCACGGUGCUCCAUCCUCACCAAGGCAUAUAACACAUGGUGGCCACGAUGGACCACAGGAUAGUGCGAGCUAUUCCAGCAGCUAUGGCAUGGAGAGUAGUUCUGGAUCGACAAACUUGGGCUGA